AUGUUGACCUCUCAAAUUGAUAACGAGCAAGUACCAGUACUAGCUCAGAUCUACGAUAUACGCCGUAUCAACAGCGAUCCAGCGGAAAUAUCGAGGAAUGCAACUGACGACCGAAAUAGUUUUAUGUCCGAAAAUACCGAGAAGGAUCGAAUCACAAAUUUUUUUGCUGUUCGUAAGCGUCGAACUAGUGAAGAAAGUAACUGUUCGUUAAACGAAAAAAAAACGAAAGCGUACGGAACACUGGAUGCCAUUAAGAUUUCUUCCAGUCGACUGGUCCCAUGCUACGAUUUCUUCGACGAUAAAGAAAAUGCACUGAAUGUAGAACAUGUGGUACCGUAUGCCAUUUCGAAUACAGCGCUUGGAAUUUUUCAAAUGCUUCCACCCGAAUUACUCUAUGUAAUCUUUGAUCGAAUUCCAGUACUGCAGUUAAAGCAGCUUAGUCUUUCGUCCAGUACGCUGAAUACCAAAAUCCGUGAAUACAUAUCAAUGGCUGGUACACGCCGACGAUUUUUCGCUGAAACGGCUGCAGUAUACUGUGUUGAUUUUGAAAGUGCACAAGAUCCAUUUUAUGCUUGGGGUAUGCUUCUAAAAGCUUGCAGCAUCGUAAUGAGCUUUCGCGGCGGCCACAUUUUCUUGGCAAAAUUCUUCAACAAGAAUAAAAAUGUCGAAAACUGGUACGGUUGGGGUCGAUGUUUUAUGGCGUUUUGCAAAGGGUGGACGUACAAUGAAUGUGAAGAACUAUUCAAGGCAGUAAUGCGAUUUACUGGCUUAAAUGGGAUUCUCAGCCGUGCUAUGUCAAGAAAAGUCAAAAACUACCCUCACUUGGAAAUAGAGGUCCGAGUACGCCUCCGAAGUUUCUUCCUGAGCCAUUGUGAGAAAAAUGACGAGUGCUAUGGAUUCUGGAUUUCUGUUAUUUUGCGCACUCAAAAGACUAUUGCUCAACAAGGACAAUUAUUUAUGAUAAUAUUUGGACCUUUAAAGCUGGAUGAAGACAACUGCGAUAUCAUUGACUGGGAGCUGUUAAGUAAUACUACAAUUGAAGACCGCCGUCUGUGUGAGGAAAUAAUCGGUCCUAUGGCCUUCAGUGUCCAUUGUAUGGUUACUAAUGGAAAUUUAAGGGAAUAUGCAUGGAGUGAUUACCAUAUAUUCAAUUUGAUCGAAGAAAUUACAACGGCUCCACAUUCCUGGACUCUUGAUAACUUUGCUGCGCUUUUGGCUCUCCGACCAAAACUUAUCCAUAUUGCAUUGCAUGCUCGAAUAAUACAUGGUCAUCAAGAAGAAGCAGCACAUCUCUUUCAUGCCAUAAAUUCGGUUUUGCACCAGUGGGGUAUUUUCUCGAGCACAGCAGUGACAGGUGUAUUAUUGAAGACAUUUCGAGCCUUAUCUGAUAUUCGUCGUCGUCUUUUUUUAUCUUCUUUCUUGAGGACUGAAUCGGAGCUACUGAGCGAUGCCCUAAUGAAUGAACCUUUCGACCGUGAUUAUUUUUAUAUGGAAUUGGCUGUUGGACGCGCCGUAUCGCCCUUAGUGACACUGAUGGCAUCAAAUGUAUGA
Messenger RNA from Cercopithifilaria johnstoni, 1551 nucleotides. The record is from the annotation of a GenBank genome assembly. NCBI's taxonomy places the organism in Eukaryota, Metazoa, Nematoda, Chromadorea, Rhabditida, Onchocercidae.